Messenger RNA from Prorocentrum cordatum, 3105 nucleotides. The record is from the annotation of a GenBank genome assembly. NCBI's taxonomy places the organism in Eukaryota, Dinophyceae, Prorocentrales, Prorocentraceae.
AUGACGGGCUCAGUCACGGUGCUGGAGACCUACGAGUUGUGCUGGGCAUCUUGGGCUGGUGAGCCUGAGGUUGGAGUCAUCGUCGACAGGGCCAAGGGCUUCCUGGGCAGUUUUUCGGAGCACAUGUCGAGUCGUGGGUGCAGAUUUGCUUCAGCCGCCAAGGCGGCGGCAGCGUGGCAUAUCGCCGAGGUCGAGCGUCACGGAGACCUCUGGCAAGACGUCCUGAAGGCCGUGAUGGAGAUUAACCAGGCGAAGAACUCGCUGAGCAGGAGGUCUGGCUUCUCACCGGCGCAGUGGGUGCUGGGAAGAGAUAUUCGCCUCCCGGCAGACCUCAUGGACGACGGCGAGGUUGAGAGGAUCGGUGCCAUUGCGGCAUCGGCUACCCCGACAUCGAAGUUUGCCAGGAAGUGCGCGCUGCGGCAGGCGGCGCGGGAGGCCCACGCGAAGAUCGCCAACGAGGACGCGAUCAAGAGGGCCGAGCUUCGACAAGUUCGACCAGAACGUGGACCUUUCAACGUGGGCGACUGGGUUUUCUACUACGACCAGAAGGAGCAGGGCAAACGGCCCGAGAGCGUUAUCAACUGGAGAGGAGUCGCACGCGUGAUAGGUCACGAGGGUAAGCACACGAUCUGGAUCGUGCACCGCGGGAUCACGAUCGCCUGCGCUCCCGAGCACCUUGCCAAGGCUUCCGACGAGGAGGUCCGAGCAUGGCUGGUGACGGCGCAGGAGGCGGACUUGAUAGACACCACCGGGACGGCUGGAGGCAGUGGAUUUAUCGAUCUACGACGACGGCCUCUUCCUCCAGAGUUUCGAGAUGGAGGGCCAGUUCAACCAGAACUAGCGGCGGCUCAGCCACCGCCAGAGGCACCGCCACCAGAGGUGCCGCAGCCGGCAGAGCGUGAAGCACCUGCCGAGCCACUGGUCCAAGAGGAGGAGCCGCCCGCGGAGGAGGUGACGGAGGAACCCUACCAGGAGGAGCCCCCGAUGAUGCAGCAGGGACCGCCGCCGCCAAUCGAGCCACGAGGAGCGACACAAGCGGAGGACCCGAUGGAGGACGCGGUGAAGGAUUUUGUCAACGAGGCUGUCCGAUCCGAUCAAGUGCCGAUGGGCGACGAGCGGGGCCCUGAUCUUGACGAUGUCCACACUCCGGCGGCAUCGUUCCCGCCUCGCCCGGCGGAAGGAGCUGCUAGCAGGUACAAGGAGGGUCGGCCAGCGGAGGAAGCUGCAGAGCGGGGGGCGAAGAGACAGAAGUUGCUGGAUGACGUCCCAGAGUCGAUCAAGAUGGACGACGCCUUUCAGGUCUACGAGGAUGAGGACUCUAUGAUCAACGAGGCCCACUCAACAUAUGACGUCAACCAGUCCUUCUACGCCGAGCACGAGGUCAGCAAGGAGGUUUCCGCCUUCGGCGUUGAGCGUAAUGAGUUCGAGGACUCUUAUGAGGCUGGCUCGACAGUGGCGAAGAAGGGGAGAAAGGAGUUACACUUGAAGGAGCUCGACGAGGCAAAGCGUCAGUUAUUCAUCGGACCUGGAGGUUCGGAUGAAAAGGAGUGGAAGGCCUGGCAAGAUCUGGGUGCCUGCGAUACGCUGAGCCUCGGCGAGAGUGAGCAGAUCUGGGAGACCAAGCGCGACCUGAUCAUACCGGCCAAGUGGGUGAGAACCAACGAGAGUGAAGGCGUUUUGGACGCCGAGUUCGAGGCGAAGUCGAGGAUGAUGGCCCAGGGCUUCAAGGACAAGAGCCUCGGCGAGUACCGAGGAGAUGCGCCGACAGCGUCGAAUUUGGCGGAGGCAAUGGUGUUGCUCGUGAUCGCCAGCAUGGGCAUGAUUAUGAGCUGCGGAUACAUAAAGAAUGCCUACUUUUCAGGUCGGGGUAUAGGACGCGAAAUCUACAUCAGCCAGCCGCGUGGAGGUCUAAAGGGACUACAUCCGAGACAACUAUUGAGGGCCAAGAAGGCAAUCGAUGGAUUUGCUGAGGCUGCUCGUUUAUUUUGGUUGGCUUUCUGCGAAGUGUUGGAGAAGGACGGAUGGGUCAGUCUGUUUUGGAACCGGUUUUGUUUUACCUACGCGACAAAGCAGGCGCUUUGGUGGGUAUUCUAUGCACUCACGUGGAUGAUUUGCUGGCUGGAAUGCACGAGACAGAAGCUGAAUUUCUCGAAAUGGCUCAAAGAGGAUUUCGUUUUCAGAGGACGUGAGAUACAGCGUUUACCUAACGGCGAUGUUGGAGUAACGAUGAAGGGCUGCUCGCUGAACAUGAAGACGGUUCCGAUCCCUCGAGAACGGAAGAAGGAGCUGACGAGCCCGCUGACCGACGACGAAGUGACACGGCUACGGAAGGCUACGGGAGAGAUAUCUUGGUUGUCGAGGCAGCUUCGAGCAGAUUUAGCCUUUCAAGCGGGACAAGCUCAACGAGCCAUGGUAGCGCCGUGCAUCGCCGACCUGGUGAAGGUCAACAGGGCCAUCAACGACGGCAAGAGGGGCGCCGACUACAUGCAGAAGUUUCCGAAGGGUAUCGACCUCAGUCGAGCUACGGUCUUGAUAGAAUGUGAUUCAGGACACGCGAACGGCAACCCCGAGAGUGACGAGAUCGCGAGAUACAAGAGCAUCGGUGGUCAUUUUCUCUUCAUAGCUGGUGAAUGGCUGUGUGUUUUACUUGAGGAGGUGUUCAAUCCGAAGAUCGAUUUGAAGGAUUGGCAGAAGAUCGUUGCGAGAAGAAGCAGAGUUUUCUUGACUGAUGCCAAGUCGGUGCAUGAUUAUUUGACGAAAGAAGGAUCAGGCCUUAGCCGAGACAAGCGGAUGGCAAUAGAAGGAGCGUUAUUGAAGGAGGCUUUGAGGCAACCAAACACGACACUACGUUGGGUGGAUGGACUACAGAAUCUGGCGGAUAUUCUUACGAAAGAGGGAGUUGAUCUGGACUAUUUCCGACAUUACUUGAGGACGAAUCAGAUCACGAUCCAGCAGGAUCAGGCUGCAGUGAAGAUAAAGGAGAAGAAGAGAUCACAGAGGGCCGCACGGAAGUCAGUUGCUAAACCCGAUCGAGCUGAAGCUGAUCGACUACGACGUGAACGUUCGGCCGCAGGAGUUCGAGAAGAAGACUUGCAGGAUGACUGA